AUGUCUACUCAUCUUGCCGCUAUCUGCCCAGGAAAAGGCCAACCCUUCCACGUACGAACCCGAUCCACUCCAAAGCCAGGGCCAGAUGAACUUCUCAUCGCCGUCAAGUCCGUCGCUCUCAACCCAGCAGACGUCAUCAUGCGCGAUCAAGGUCUUUUUAUAACAGAUUAUCCCACCGUUAUAGGCUUCGACAUGUCGGGCUUGGUACUAGAAGUCGGCGAAAACGUUCCAGCUGGUGAUGGUGGCUUCCAACCUGGCACUCGAGUUGCUGCUUAUUCUGCCUCUGCCUGGAGAGGAUGCGCUCCAGAUUAUGGUCCUUUCCAAGAGAAAUGUCUUGUUCCGUGGCAGCAUGUUGUGCGUCUUCCUGAUCAGAACAUGUCGUGGAAUCAUGCUGCGACGUUGCCUGUUUCUGUCCAAGUACCUCUUAGCGCAUGGGAUAUGAUGGGAAUUCCCAGAUCUUAUGAUGAACCUCCUUCCCAAGAUCUAGGUCAGGUUGAGAAGAAAGAAGCGCUUCUUAUCUGGGGCGCGUCAUCCAGCAUCGGCACCAUGGGCGUACAAACAGGUCGUCUAAUGUGCAAGGAUCCCAAGUCUCCCUUUGCAGCUGUGUAUGCUACUGCUGGACCGGCAAAUCACGAUUAUAUAAGCUCACUUGGUGCCGAUCGUGUAUUCGAUUACAAAGACUCAAAGGUUGUUGAGUCAAUCAUCUCCGCCGCAAAAGAAGACGCGCUAGUCAUUCGACAUUGUUUCCUCGCGGCAGGGCAACUUUCUUUGUGUCAGGCUGUGCUGAAGGAAUUUGUUCAUUCAGACCCAGCAGAGGGCAAGACAACGACCAAGCUUGGGUCGGCACCUUGGAUUCCAGCGGACGCGCAAGACGUUGAUGGAGUCGAAGUGAUAUUUGUGAUGCCGUCGGCGGUUGAAGAGAAAAGGCUGGAGCAGUUCAACUAUUGGAUUGGUACUUAUCUAAGUAAGACCUUAUCCAAUGGAAGCGUUAAACCAAGCCCCGAGCCAACGGUUGUAGGGACGGGUUUGGACUUCCUCAACAGUGCUUUAGCCAGAAUGUCCCAAGGUGUCAGUUGUUCUAAGUUAGUGGUGGAAAUUAGAGAGUGA
This is a messenger RNA of Fusarium oxysporum Fo47, 1107 nucleotides long. RefSeq names its product chaperonin 10-like protein. The transcript has a single exon. The record is from RefSeq and is a predicted model, not a curated record. Gene Ontology annotation, molecular function: oxidoreductase activity, acting on NAD(P)H. Lineage: Eukaryota; Fungi; Ascomycota; Sordariomycetes; Hypocreales; Nectriaceae. The coding region runs from base 1 to 1107 and encodes 368 amino acids.